This is a messenger RNA of Musca vetustissima, 1917 nucleotides long. Its product is annotated as ankyrin-1. Gene Ontology annotation, cellular component: cytoplasm; nucleus. The coding region runs from base 1 to 1917 and encodes 638 amino acids. Lineage: Eukaryota; Metazoa; Arthropoda; Insecta; Diptera; Muscidae. Gene Ontology annotation, molecular function: protein binding. The transcript is spliced from 4 exons. The record is from RefSeq and is a predicted model, not a curated record.
AUGCUCGCAAAUGUUGGUUGUUGUACUGAACUCAAUGAACGUCUCCUGACGGCGGUCCAUAAUUCCAAUUAUGAAGAGACUUUAUCCUGUCUGAUGCAAGGUGCCAGGGCCACAUUCAUAUCCUAUUCAUGUGGACGAACGGCAAUUGGUUCGGCGGCAUUAAUGGGUGAUACGGAAAUAUUACAAUUACUGAUACAAUCGUGUGAAGAACCAGAUUUGAUUUUUCAACCGGAAAAAUCCAAAUCCAAUGAAAUUGAAAUCGAUACCACUCCGGAAGGUAUGGACUGCUUGGAAUGGGAAGAUGAAUUUAAUGCCAGCAACAAUUCGGACAAUUCAAAUGAUGAGACUGUUGAAGAGUUUACAUCUCUGUAUUAUUAUUAUGCCAAAACAUUCGAACGAACUGGAGAUAUUGUUAGCAAUUUGGAAAAUUAUUUCUGUGAUCGUAAUAAUAGCAUGGGUAGUGCAACAGCGGCCACUACUGCCGGUGCUGGUGGUAGCAGCAAUGCCUCUGUCGGCAAUGGUAAUGCCAUACUGAUGGCCCAAGAUCCCCACACCUUGGAUCACAUGACAAUGGCACCGCUACAUUAUGCCGCGGUGGGUGGUGAUUGUGAAUGUGCUCGCAUCCUUUUGGAACAUGGUGCCAAGGUGGAUGUAACAACGGCCGUUGGCUAUACCCCGUUGCACAUCGGGGCCGAUAACUGUGAUAUAACACAGCUGUUAUUGGAAUUUGGUGCAAAUCCAAAUGCCAAAACAUUCAAUACAGCUGAAACCCCACUGCAUGCUGCUUUAAAAUAUCGCAAUUCAAAUGUGGCCAACCUGCUGCUGCAGACCAAUAAAAUCAAUAUCAAUGAGAUCGAUGAGCAUGAUAAGACACCGCUGAUGUAUGCCAUUGCCUAUGAUCAAUUCGACAUAGCCAUGGAGUUGAUAAGGAAGGGUGCCCGUGUCAAUUUACAAGAUAAAGAUGGGAAUACGGCCCUCUUUUAUGCGGUGCAAAAAAAUAACAUUCCGCUGGCCUCCUGUCUGUUGGAACGUGGGGCACGUCACAUUACCUCCCACUAUUUGUUGCAUCAUUGCAUCGAUUUUGAUAUGCCGGAAAUGUUACGUCUGCUGCUACGUUACGACGAAAAUUUGAAUAGUUUAAAAGUACGCAAUCCGGAUGGAUUUACAGCUAUACAAUUGGCAAUAAUCUAUAAAAAAUCGAAUAUGUUGGAAUAUAUGCUGCAGCUGGAUGCCUCAUCGCUGGCUAUGGAAAUUGAUAAUGAUUUGAUUUUGGCGGUGCAAUAUAUCGAUAAAUUGGAAGAGUUUAAGCUGAUAGCACGUAUAUUGUUUGCCCAUGUGAAUGGAUUGUCGUGGAUGACAUCGCCCUCGCCGUCUACAUCGUCGUCGUCAAUUGUUGUCUCAACCUCCAGUACAAAUUGUUAUGUUCCAUUUUGUCAUACACCGCUGUCGCGGGCAGUGACCCUAAAUAAAUUGCAUAUUGCCGAAUUUCUGUUAAAAGAAGGUGUGGGCAUACAGCAGAUAUGCUAUGAUCAUGUGGUUAAUAGUCUAAGGACAUUGAGGGCUCCGGGAGCUAAAGAAUUUUCCAAGUUUUUAGUAUUAAAUGGUUUUAAAUUCCCAUAUUACAAAUCAUCGAAACUAGCCCAUAAAUGGUCAUUGGAACGACAAGAGUUCGAAGAGGACCUUAAACGUUUAGCCACACAACCCCUAGAACUGAAUGUUCUAACUCGAAUACAAUUACGCAAGCAUUUAAUACAGACAUUUGCCAAUUCCACCGUUGAAAUGCAAAAUCAAUAUCGAGCAUCGAAAGAAAAGUCAUCGUUACAAAAAAUUAUUGAACAAUUGGAAAUUCCGAAAAGUUUACAGAAAUAUUUAAUCGAUUUUGAUGAUUGUACAUCUGUGAUGGCGUUGUAUAAUUAA